This is a messenger RNA of Erpetoichthys calabaricus (reedfish), 10995 nucleotides long. RefSeq names its product SH3 and PX domains 2Aa (gene sh3pxd2aa). Gene Ontology annotation, biological process: superoxide anion generation. Bases 192 to 3479 code for a protein of 1095 amino acids. Gene Ontology annotation, molecular function: phosphatidylinositol binding; superoxide-generating NADPH oxidase activator activity; protein binding. The record is from RefSeq and is a predicted model, not a curated record. NCBI's taxonomy places the organism in Eukaryota, Metazoa, Chordata, Cladistia, Polypteriformes, Polypteridae. The transcript is spliced from 14 exons.
CACCGAAAACGACUUUUGAAAAUUCAUUUUACCGCUACAAAGUCACAGUGAUAAGCAACGCGAGUCUUUGGGAUAUGCACCUCAGCCGCCACUGCAACUGCUGCUAAGGAGUCAGACUCUCGAGGAGGAGGAGUACACUCACCCACUCAGACCCUCGCACGUACAGAGAGCACCACCGAAUCGGCGAAACAAUGCAGCUCCGAACCGUCCAGGAGGCGAAAGUUGUGGAUGUGGAGAAGAGGAGAAACCCGUCCAAGCACUACGUUUAUGUAAUAAAUGUUACAUAUUCGGAUUCAACAUCUCAGCCCAUUUACAGGAGAUACAGCAAAUUUUUUGACCUCCAGAUGCAGAUCCUGGACAAAUUUCCUAUUGAGGGAGGGCAGAAAGAUCCUAAGCAGCGCAUUAUUCCCUUUCUUCCAGGUAAAAUUCUUUUCAGGCGAAGUCAUGUCCGAGAUGUUGCAAUAAAAAGACUUAGACCCAUUGAUGAUUACUGCCGGUCUCUUGUACGUCUGCCUGCUUUCAUCUCACAGAGUGAGGAUGUACUGAGGUUUUUUGAGACUCGGCCUGAGGACCUCAACCCUCCAAAGGAAGACUAUGGCUCCAAAAGAAAAUCAGGAGCCGACAAUUCAGAUCCCAUGGUGCUGGAGCAGUAUGUGGUGGUAGCCAAUUACGAGAAACAGGAGAACUCUGAGAUCAGCCUGAAAGCAGGAGAAGUAGUGGAUGUAAUUGAAAAGAACGAGAGUGGCUGGUGGUUUGUCAGCACAGCAGAGGAGCAAGGUUGGGUACCAGCCACAUACCUAGAUUCCCAAAGUGGAACCCGUGAUGACCUUGAGCUCAGCACAUCAAGAAGUGGAGAAGUUACUAAGCGACGAAAGGCUCACCUGAAGCGCUUGGACCGGCGAUGGACGCUGGGCGGAAUUGUGAACCGACAGCAAAGUCGAGAGGAGAAAUAUGUCACUGUUCAGCCUUAUGUCAGCCAAAGCAAGGAUGAGAUUGGCUUUGAGAAAGGGGUUACCGUGGAGGUCAUCCAGAAGAACCUAGAAGGAUGGUGGUAUAUCAGAUACUUAGGCAAAGAAGGAUGGGCUCCAGCAUCUUACUUAAAAAAGAUCAAAGAUGAUUUUUCACCUCGUAAGAAGACAUUGACGGGUCCUGUUGAGAUCAUUGGAAACAUCAUGGAAAUUAGUAAUCUCCUGAACAAAAAGCAGAUGAGUGAAAAGGAUGUUCAAACAGACAAUGAUCCAAAUGAAACCCCAAUUUCCAAAAAAGAAAUCAGUCUUCCUAUUCCAUGUGAAGAUACAUUUGGCAGUAGCACAGUGCUGCAGGAGAAACAAACAAACAAGGUGGCUCAAGGUUCGCCAGCUGUUGCACGUAUCGCCCCUCAGAGAGCUGAACACAGUUCUCCAAACCUAAGACAGAAACCUCCUCCCAGAAGAGAAACUAGUUUGGGAUUUCAGUUACCAAAGCCGCCGGAACCCCCUACAGUUGAAGUUGAGUACUAUACCAUUGCAGAGUUUCAGUCUUGUAUAUCUGAUGGAAUCAGCUUCCGUGGAGGACAAAAGGCUGAAGUUAUUGAAAAGAACUCUGGUGGAUGGUGGUAUGUUCAAAUUGGUGAUAGGGAAGGCUGGGCUCCAUGUUCUUACAUUGACAAAAGGAAGAAACCUAACCUUAACAGAAGAACCAGCACCUUAACCAGACCUAAAAUCCCCCCUCCAGCACCCCCAAUCAAAAAACAAGAGUCAGAGGAGCUUUCUUCAUCUAGCAAGAAUUUAAAAGGAGAGACUCCAGAGUCUCCACACAAGUUCAUGUAUGAGGAACCAGAGUAUGAUGUCCCUGCCAUUGGUUUUGAUUUAGAAUCUGAACUUGAUUUUGAACAUCAGGAUAUCCUAAAAGUGUCACUAUGUGAAGCUGUGACAUCUGAGAUUGCGGCUCUCCAGUCUUCCAAACCAUAUCAACCUUUGUCUUCACUCCAGAGAGCAAAAUUUAAAGUUGGGGAAUCAUCAGAGGAUGUAGCUGAGGAUGAUAAGACUAUCUAUGAGAAUGAUGGUUUUAGGACUUGCUGUGAUGAUACUGCCUCCAGCAAAGAAUCCAGUGGUGAUUCUGAGCCUCAGAAACCCAGUACCCAGUCUAGCAUUAUUAGAGCAUCAUCCUCAAGAACAUCUGUUGAUUUUGUAAAAAGUGCUGUUAAGGCUCAAGUUGAUUCUGCCAAAAACCAGUCACUUAGCAAGAGUGACGAUACUAAACCACGAUCAGCUUCUGAUGUAAGCAGUCGAAGUACAGCGAAGGCGCCACCAAGGAUUGAUGUUGAGGAAAGGAUAGGGCAGAGCCCAUCUACCAAACCAAAGCCUCGAGUCAGGCCCAAACCUCUUAUCUCCAAACAAGAAGGCCAAAGUUCAGAAAAAAUGGAUAUUACUAGUCUAAGGAGACAUCUGCGGCCAACUGGACAACUUAAACAUAAUUUAAAAGCAUCAUUAGGAGAGGAUUCCGAAACAGCUUCUGUCAUCUCUUCUGAAGACUCUGCUUCUUCCAAAAGUCUGUCAGAUCUCUCAAGCAUAUACUCUAAAGGAAGCAGGGGUGAUUCAGAAUAUGAAAUGAUAUAUAGAACCAUUGACAACUAUGAAAAAGUACAAGAAACUGAAAUCAGCUUUCCAGCUGGAGUUGAAGUUGAGGUGGUUGACAAGCAGGAGAGUGGAUGGUGGUACAUCAGAUAUGGUGAUGAUGAAGGUUGGGCUCCUGCAUAUUUCUUGGAAUCCUUGAGUAGCAAGACAAUAGACACUGUAGGGUCAGAGUCUGAGGACACUCCAACGAAACAGGGAAGCAGAAGCAAGUCCAAUAGUCUGGAAAAAAAUGAGAAAAGGGUUCAGGCAUUAAAUAACAUCAAUCAAAAUAUGAGGGCAACACCACCCAUUCCUUCAAAACCUCCAGGUGGCUUUUCAAAACCUACUGGAAUGGUCAAUGGCUCAGUGAAAAUGAGAAAUGGAGUGCGACAGUUAGCUGUAAGACCACAAUCUGUCUUUGUUUCUGCACCUUCGAAAGAUACCAACCUUUACUCGGGGUCCCUACGCAGAAAUGAAUCCCUGAAUUCUACUGACCACUUAAGGUCUGGUGUGUCAGUAAGACGAAAUUCUUCUUUCAAUGCUGUGAGAAGCCAGGCAGAUGAUGCCAAACAAAAAAACCCCGAAAAAAAAGCUAUGGGCUGCACAGAUGUUUUAUCAAAAACAUCUCCAAGGAAUGGCAUUCCUGUGUCCACUGUCAAACCAAAGCUUGUGGACAGGUCUCCUCUCAUCCAGAGCAAUCCCAAAGAGCUUUAUGUUUCCAUAGCUGAUUACCGUGGGGAUGAAGAGACGAUGGGAUUCACAGAAGGAACAAGUUUGGAAGUCCUCGAACGAAACCCAAAUGGAUGGUGGUACUGCCAGAUUUUAGAUAGUUUACGCCCCCAGAAAGGUUGGGUACCUUCAAAUUAUUUAGAGAAAAAAAACUAACUUAUUGAUUGUGUAUUUUUUUUCAUAUGUGUGUGGUUUUCUUUUUUUAAUAACAUGCACAGUUUUACAGAUACUGAAUAGUACAAUGUACUUUAGGAAACGUUUUGAGUGUUCGUUUACCAGUGUAAAUGUAAAAUAUGAUGUUUCAUGAUCAUGAAUUAAAAAUGAGACAUGCUGAGGGAGUGGCCACCCUGCUGUCUCAAAUGGCUCUAAGAAAAUCUGAAACUGGUAAGAUUUUUCUUAAAGGAAGAAAGGAAACAAUGGGUGAUAAUUGGAAUGAAAUUUGCAAUCUUGCUGAAAUUAGGAACUCAUUAAAUUGUUCUGGAUAUCCAAAGAGGUGCCUUUUUUACUUUUCACUUAAUUAUAGACCAAAUAAAUAAAAGGCUGACAGAUCUUUGUGUGGUACUUGGAUGAUCAUGCAAAAUGAUCGCAGCUCUUUGAAGAUCAAGACGUUUUAAUUUCCUUUAAGCGCUACAUCCGGAAGGAGCUGUUGGAAUGGAGUUGUGGAACUAAAGUGAAAAUUCAAACAUAAUCACAAAGAUCUGCAGGAUUUGAAUUAAUGAAAAGAAUGGAAAACCAAAACAGGCGCCAUGAAAGCCAUAGGAUGAAUGCAAAAAAGGCAGUGAUAUGUUCAUUACCUUUUUUUGAUCAUAAUGGCAGCUUUUAAAAAAGCAAUUACAAAAAACUACUUUAUGUUUAUGUGUUUGUUUGUUUUUACAGUUUUAAAGUGUUUUUUCUAUUUUCAUGACUUUCUUAUAGAGAUUUAUUUCUGACCUGGUCUUGUGACACUAUCAGCCUGGCUUUUACACAGUCAAAACUAACUUUUGUGCUUAAAUUAGACUGUUAAGCGUUUUCCUGCAGGGUAUUCAGGUUCUUGUUUUAUUACCUUAAAUCUGUCUUCCAGUUUCAACUUUAAUUAUAUAUUUUUUCACUUGAACUCCUUAAAAUUUUAAAUUAUAAUUAAAAAAAGAAUAAAUUGCACAGUUCCUCCCCAAGAGUUUAGUUUUGCUAGACUUCUGAUUUUCAGUGACCUUUCUUAACAUUUGAAUUUUGUUUACAAAAAUAUAAAUUGAAAACUUUAUUUUUAUACCAGGUAAUCCAGAAAAUAUACUUUGUAUAUAUUGCUGCUUUUUGUCCUUUUCACUUGUGAAGGAUUGUGGAAUUAUUUUUUCUUUCCUGCUUGUCUGUUUCCAACAGAAACAGGAGAUAUUACUGGAAAACAGGCUUGGAAAUAGCCAUCCAAACCCAGGGAUCUGAAGUUAUAGUGUCCCAAAAUGUGAUCAGACCUAAUAUGCCCAUGUAAGGGAGUACUCAUUUGACAUUUUAUGAGACCUAAAACCAAAUUAGUAUAAUUGGUUAUAUUGUUUCUCAGUGUAGGUUAAUGAGAAUCAGUUUUCUUGAGGCCCAGUAUCUUUAAAUAUUUUUGAAAAUUAUAGGAUUAUGUCACUGAUAAUUGAAAAUCCUUUAAGUGUGAAAGGAAGAAUCAGUAGAGGAACAGAUCUGUGUCAUGAACUGGAUUUCCACGGGCACCCACUGGAGUCGUACCUGGAUCAGUGGGAAAUGCCACAGCCCCCCAGGGUGCGUCACUCAGAGGUACAGAAAACUGCUUCUUAUGUGCAAAGGCUGACGUUCAAGACUGCUGAAAUAUUUUUCUAAAGAAAAGCAUGGAGUUACGUUCUGGGCUCAACGCCAUUUUUGUUUAUUUUCUGCUGGACAGUAUUAAACAAUAGAUAGGAUAAUCUGCUAGAUUGCAGUAAUAUUAUAUUGGCAGAAAGUAGUUUGUAGUGUGAUUACAACAUUGCCAAUAAUGAUGGAUGAAGUGGUUCAUUAUUUGUGAAUUAAUGCACUUUACACAAAGAAAAACUGGGUGCAUUACUUAAAGAUGCAGUAUAAUAUUUUGAGAAUCCAGGACAUUAUUUAUUUUUUUUAAGUAAAAAUUAUUUAUAAUUAUUUAAAUGUGCGUAUUUUGAUUUACCUGUUUUGCAACAUUCUCUUUCAGUUGCAAAGGUGGUGUACCGAUAGAAAAUUUAUGUCUAUUUGGACUGCUCUCUAAACACGUUGCUUGUUUUUACGUGUGCGUUUUUUUAGCCUCCACUUCUGACAGUCAUUUCUUUGCACAGUGAGACCUCUAGUGAUAGGCAGCUGUUACUGCAGCUUUAAUCACUGCUUUUUUUAAAAAUUGAAACAAAAACAAAACAAAACAAAAAUACAUGUAAAUAAAUUGAAUGGUUUCCAAAAGGCAAUGCAAAUGAUGUGUUAUUCACUUUUACAUAAAUUAGGCAACCUCUUUUUGUGAAAUUACUGUUCCAAUGCUGUAUACUGCAACUUUAACAAUAAUGGGCACUUCCUAUGUCGUUAUUGCAAUCUAUAUAAUGCCUGAUUUUCUUUUCUGUUUAUUCUUUGACAUUUCAGUAGUUUUUUUUCUGUUUGUUGUUUCACAGCUUUCAGUUGCUGACAGAUUACAAUAUUUACUCAAAGUGAGUAUGUGCUGACAAAUUACCGUUGUCCCAUAUAUUGAAAUGUUAUCAAAUAAGAAUGUAAAAUAUCUUUAUGUGGAACAUCACCGUUUUCAUGCAACUGAGGCCAAGAGAUGGUUUGGGUGAGCAUGAGAAGGAGUUAAUUGGGAUCCAAUCAAAUGUACUGUGGUUUGCAGCACCAGGAUAAGAAUUAAAAUACGUGAGAGGGCAUUCUGACAGCCCCUCACAUUGACUGUUAAACCCAGCAACUAACUCAUUUUUACUAUGUCAUUGCGCACUGCCCUAUAUUCAAAUCAGUUGCAGUGUUCUGCAUUUGGAGGCUGUUUGGGAAUGUGUUACACAAUAAUGUUACAAAAUUGAGCAAAGAGCUAAGAACAAAAUACAAACUAGUUUCAAGACCUUAUCAGUGAGACAGAAAUAUACUGAACAAGAGAGUCUUCAAAUACUUUCUAAACACAUUGAGGAAGUUAGAAUUUGGAAUGGAAGUGGGCAGCUCUUUCUACCACCUAGGACCUACACUUGAAAACAGUCUGAACUGAGAUAUGAUACCACACAAAGUUGACAUCAUCAGAUCUAAGUGGUUGAGAAGAAGCAUAAAAUCAUAGGGUCUCCAUAUACAGUACACUGUAUAUUAUCAAUGAUCAAGUAAUAUCAUUUAACUGUAUCCAUCCAUCCUUUAUCCAUCCAUUAUCCAACCCGCUAUAUCCUAACUACAGGGUCACGGGGGUCUGCUGGAGCCAAUCCCAGCUAACACAGGGCGCAAGGCAGGGAACAAACCCCGGGCGGGGUGCCAGCCCAUUUAACUGUAUGUAAACAUAUAAUAAUACGGGUCAUACAGUAUCUUGAAUUUAUAAAAAGAUUUGGGAAAUAAUCUCGGAAAAUAUUUCUGUCCAAAUAAUUGAGCCAGCACACUUUGAAGCUUGCUGUAAUCUGUCAGUUGUUAGAUCUCAGCAAAUCAAGAAACUGUUGAGCUGUGAAAAACAACAAACCUGUGAUUUUCUAUGUGUACAGUCCUGUGUUGCCACCCAGAUUCAUUUCUCAAUGUGUACAGGGCACAUGGAUUUGUGAAGAUUUUUUUAAAUAACUUUUUAGAUAUAAAUCAAACAAAAGUCUCCCCACCCACACCAUGAACUACCCCUUGAAUUUUGACGAAGGCAUUAUAUAUCAAAUGUUUAAUCACUCUAUUUUAGUACUGCACAUAUUAUUGGUAAUUACAUUGCUUUUGUAAUAAAUAGAAUUUACACUGCUUGUUUGCCUCUUUAUGAAACCAAGGGAAUUUGUAAUCUCACUACGCAUACUAAACUUUGUCAUAAAGCUAGUUAUACUAUAGUUUUAGUAUUUAAAGUGUUUCUGAGUAGCAGUUUCAUCAUUGUGUUCCCUCUUUUAUUACAGUUGUUUAUCUUGUAUUUUAUUUUCUUUUCUGUGUUCUGCUUAAUUCACCCACAACAUGGUAAAUAGCACAUGGGUCUCCAUAUGGCAGCACUUGUUUUUUUUGUAGAAAUGGACCAUUGUAAUUUAGUGGAGCUGAAAAGGUCAUGAACUACCUAAAAUAUAUUUUAUUUUGUAUAUAUCAAGAAAAUAUGGGCUGUUUUUGACACUAAUUUGCAUGGUCAGCACUUCUAUGUUUUAAAAAAAUCAAAAACCUCAGUGUUUAUAUGAAAAUCUUUUUACGUGUGUUUUCAGCAAAAUAUUUUCAUUAUUUAUCAAAUAUAUCCUCUGAAGAAAAAAAAGUUAGUUUUAGACCUUAAAAAAAGGAACAUAGAUUUUAAAAUCAGACCGCUUUACUCUUUAUUUAUCGAGCAAGUCAAACUACGUCUGGCUUCUCCAAAUAGUAGGAAACCUGGUGUAGGUGAAGGUGCCAUGGUUUUUAAAUUCAGAAGGUAGGCUCGUUUUGGUUUGCAGACAGUGCCCUAUUCAUCUGAAUGUUGAUGUGAUUGUGAUACAUUCUUGUAAAGUCAUUCCUUGGCUACAGUUGUCUGUGAUGCUCUGACCACUGAUGCGUGUUAUGACAACUAUUGACUUAAGGUCUCAUUAAGCUCUGAAUCAUUAAAUCCUUCCACAGUUCCAGCUAAGGUUGUGCGGUGUUCUGGUACUGGAAAAGAAACGAAAAACCCAGUUUUAAAAAUGGUACAGUAGCAGCGGUUCAGUAUUUUUAGUAAACAUUACUUUUUUACUCUUCCAGUCCCCUUUGACAUGCACCCACCUACCUUUUCUUGCUACAAGAGGGAAGCAGCACUUGUGCCUCAGUGAGGCUAGAGUAAGACAGGGAGCUUUUGUAGUUAUCCAGUGUUUUCUUUCAAAUAGUUUCAGUACCGGUACUGGGGUUCGAGAGCUGAUAUCAAUACCAAAGUAAAAAUUUUUGUACUGAUCCAACAUUAGUUCCCUCAAUAAAAACCAAUAAAAUGUUUAGAUAUGUGUAUCAUUGCAAGUAGAGGUUAUGCACUUAAAUGCUGAAAACAGUAAUCAUGAAUAUUCAAAUGGCCUGGAGAUUUUUGAUUCACUCUUCUUAUUAAUGUAAAUUAAACAUAAGAUCUUUAUUUUGACACAUUUCAGUAUUCAAGACUCUGCAAAAUAAAAUGAAUGAUAAUAUGAAACUACCAACUAACAAGACAUUUCUGUUAUUUUGAGUACUUUCAGCUAAUAGGGUAGCAUAGCAGGCUGCUAUCUAAACGGUUCAAUGGCCAUCAUUUAAAAAAAAGAAAGUGUUCAUCUAAAUACAAAUAUACAAUUCCAAAGAAAGAAAAUCAUAAAUAAAAAAACCAACCAGACUUGUUUUUUCUUCUAUGCAUUUUAAUUUUGUUCUGCAUCAGUUCUGUCCUUGUGGGGGUGAGGUACCAUUGUGCGGUGGAGCAGGCUUAGCCUCUUGUGCAGCAACAAAUGUGGGUGUUGUAAUGUAUGUAUGUAAUGUAUUUCCUCCUUCUUUACGGGAAGACGUCCUAGCGUAUAUCAAUCAUGUGCAUUCACAAUUAGACAAGUGGUAACAGGAGAAGCCUGUGCUAUCAGUGGCAGUCUGCUGAUAGUUGCUCAAGCUUAGCUUGCACUUGAAGUUUGAAAUCCAGAAUUACAGUGAGCAUGAAAUGAAAGUCCUGCAACUAAAGGUUCACUUCUAGUAUACCUACUGUACAUAAACACAAAGGCUGCAGGUCAUCCUGUUAACAGUUUGGCAACUUUCAAAUAUAAUGUGAUGUAAGAAAAGCAGGUGAAGGUAAAGCAUGGUAGGAAAAUGAAUGAAAUGAAAUGACUGUUCACAAGUGUGUUAUUUCUCAAGUUACCAUUUUUUUAAUGUGCAUUUAACCUUUAGCCCCCUGUAGGUGGACAGUGAUGUGGCCCUUGUCUGAAUCUUUGUAAUGUUCAUUAAUAGACAGUAGAGCAGGACAAGUGCUUCUCCUGUAGUUAACAUUUAUUUAAAUGUGGAUCAAUACUGUUUAAUUUGUGCUUUGAGAUCCUUUGCUUAUGGUGAGUCUCAUCAGUACUUAUCUGCAUAUUUAAACUAUUCCUUUAAUUAUUUUAGAGGCCCUGUUAUUUACAUUAUAUGCUUUUUGAUGUAUUUUCUGUUUCAACAAACUAUUCCUUUCUGUAUUAGUGAAACUGACCUUCAUAUGCCUUUACAAGCCUCCAUUCAUGAUAUCAGACAACCCAGCAUGUUGAUAUUGUUUAGCAGUCAGACAAGACAGUCGGUACUGGGAAAGCGAUGAAGGUCCGAGAGUGUGAUAUGAAGGUGUGUGAGUGGGUUGAAGAAGAAGGUGUAUUGUAUGAAUUGUAGUUUUUAAAAGCAUGGCUAUUUCUCUGCCUUACAGGGAUUCACAGUGUUGAUGUGGUGCCAGCGAGCCCUGAGAGGGGAACAUCAGUUUUGGGUUGUUGUGUUACCUUAUGUUUAGCUGUGUCUGUGUGUCCUUUUGUUUGUUCUGAAAAAGGCAGUUGAGAAACAACAGUAUGUUAGUGUGAGCGAGCGCAUGUGUGUGUGUGCAGUCCAGUCCUGGCAGGAGCUCAAGCAGGUCUUAUAUUUGUUGAAGGCUAAUGAAAUAGAACGAAAGUGAGGAAGGUUUAUAAUGAUGAUGGUCUAAUUAGAGUAGAAGCAUAAUACAAGGAGGAUGAAGUACUAUUAGUGUGACAAGCUGUGGUUUUCUUGUGAGGCUCAUGAGAGUUAUGGAAAUGUUCAUUACUGAGGAAAACUGAAAUUAUUAAACUUCCAAAAGCAUUUAGUAAGAGGCACAAUUUUUUACUGCUUAUGAGUGAGUAUUAUGCUCACAUAAAACUGUCAAGUUUAUGUUUUAGUGCAAGCUAAUUAGAAAAUUGUUGCUUUUAUGUAGCACUAACAUAGUCAAGGGAAAGUUUUGAGAAGAUUUCUUUAAUUACAGAUGUGUGCAGUAAUAUUAUAAUUUCAAUGGCGUCACUGUGCCUUUUAUUGCAAAAGUGAACAGAUAAGAGAAACCCCAACACACCACUCAUCUGCCUGAUGAAAGUUUUAUUGCAUAGUUCAGAUUUGUACUCUUGUUUUUUUACAGUUUUCUUGUUCUUACUGUCUGCCUUGUAAAUAAUGUGAACAACCAUGGUGCUAAUAGAAUUAUCUGAACUCAAAUGAAUGUUCAUCCUUGCGGUAGAGAUCACGCCACAGAAAACUGUGUUUUAUUUGUAAGGAUGUGUCUAAUUUCACCAAAGCAGAAGAAAGAAAAAAAUUUAUAUAUUUGCUGAUUUCAAGUAAAAAGUGAAAGAGGGCAAUGAGUAGUACAAUAAAAGCUCAUUUUUCAAAUGGUGGCAGCACAUCCGAACAAUAAUGAUGAUUGGUGUUGGGCAUUUAAGAGAACUGCUCUCUACCUAUAAAAAAAUAAAGUGCUAAUUCUCAGAUUCAAAGUGAGGUGUGAACAGGGUGUCUUCCCCCUCUCGUUUGCAUAGUCCAUCUGAAAAUGGGAAACUAUCUUUUAAAAUUACUUUGUAAAACUUUGAUUAAUUUUUGUUUUGUUUUGUUUUGAAUAAUUUCAUGUUCACAUUGUAUCUGCAUUGCUCUAAGAAAACACAAUAAACCUAUGAUCUUUCUAGUG